GCUAUUUUUGCAGUUUUUAAUGUUAUAUUUCCACUAUCACUGAGUUUGAAAUUGUCUUGUUUCCUGUGUAAUUUCUUUUCUGACCCAUAGGUUAUUAGAAUGUGAUUAUCAAAUAUGAUUUUUCUAGAUAUUGUAUUGUUAUAGAUUUUAAAUUUUCUUGUGACUAAAGAAUAUAUUCUGUGAUUAAACAUUUUUAUAUUUACUGAGGUUUAUUUUAUGAUGCAACUUAGAGUUUGUGUUGCUGAAAAUACCAUGUGAACUUUUUGGACUUGGUUAUUACAUAAACAGUGAUUAGGUCAAGGUCGUUGAGAGUAUUGCUUAAGUAUAUGCCUUUUCCUAAUUUUACCUAGUUGUUUAAUUGCCAAGAGAAAUCUCCAGUCACUAUUAUGACACUGUGUACUUCUUUGUUUAAUUCUGUCAAUUUGUGCUCCAUACACUUAGAAAUUUAUUAUUUGAAUAUGUGAAUCUUACGAUGUCAUUAUUAUCUCUGCAUUCUUGGCCUUGAAAUCUAUUUAUCUGUACCUGAUAUAUCCAUUUAAAGUUUUUUUUAAAGACUUAUUUAUUUUUAUUUGAAAGACAGAUUUAUUUGAAAGACUGAUUGACUCCCCAAAUGGUCACAACAACCAGACUGAACCAACCGAAGCUAGGAACUUAUUGCAGGUCCUCCACAUGGGUGCAGGGGCCAAAGACAUGAGCCAUUGCAUGCUGCUUUCCCAGUGCCUAAGCCGGGAACUGGGUGGGAGGUGGCUCAGCUGAGAUUUGAACGGUUCUCAUAUGGGAUGUCAGCAGAUUCACUUGUGCUUACUCAUUUGUGAUUGUCUUCUGAGCUUCUAGGAUUGUAAGCCUCAUCAGUUAUUUCUGUUACAGCAUUCUGUAUGAGUAUGCUAAAAUUUAUUCAUUCAUUUUAUUGCUAAUAGAUGUUUGAUUGCUUUUAACUUUUACGUAGCUUGCAAAAAACUACAAUGAACAUUCUUGUACAUAUUUCCUGUUUAUACUUGAGGAUGCAUGUAUGUUGGGUAUAUCUGAAUUUUUAAUUGCUACAUAAAAAGUUAUUCAUAUUGUCAAGUUUACUAGCUGAUGUUAAAUUGCUUAUAUCUUAGCACUUCUUGAUUUACUUGGUGAUUUACUUCUGCUGUGUGGUUUGAGUGUUAAAAUCCCCCCAAAGCAGGUGUUAAAUGUUUCUUCCAGUGGGUAGUGCUAUUGAGAGAUGCUAAAACUUGUGGGAGGUGGGACUUUUGAGAUGGCCUUAGAGGUCACUGAAGCAUGCCCUGGGGAGGUACUUUCUGAAAGAAGGUUGCUAUAAAAUCUGGCCAUGUGAUGCUUCCUUUCUGACAUUCCUCCUGUCAUCUGCUCUUCACUGAAGAAUCCCACAUUGUACCAUUUGGACCUUCAACCUCCAAAACUUUUCACUGAAGAUUCUUUAAGGAUCAUCCAAGGCACCACGCUGUAAGAAAUGGUUCAGCUGACAGCUACUCCUACAAGUACACUUGUUGAUGAGCCAGUGCAUAUCCGAGCCACUGGCCUGGCUCCUUUUCGGUUGGUGUCCCUUCAUGCAUCCCUGCAAGAUGAAAAGGGGACAUUCUUUCAUUCCUGGGCCUACUACAGGGCCAAUGAAGUUGGUGAGGUGGACUUAGAUCAUGAUCCGGCACUUGGAGGUGAUUAUACAGGAGUACACCCCAUGGGACUCUUCUGGUCACUAAAACCUGAAAUAUUCUUAGCUAGGCUGUGUAAAAGAGAUGUGAUGAAUAGCCCCUUCAAGGUCCAGAUAAAGCUUUAUGACAAAAGAUUAUUACCAAUACAACCCAAAGUCACCAGUGCACCAACGGCCAGUGUGACUGUGGAAAGGUGGUAUGUGGCAUCUGGUGUCACACGCAUCCAGGUCCGGGAAGGUCGUAUUCGGGCAAGCCUCUUUGUGCCGCCAGGAAAUGGUCAGUUACCUGGAGUAAUUGAUAUGUUCGGUGGUAGUGGUGGACUGCUUGAAUCCCGAGCUAGUCUCCUGGCCAGUCAUGGUUUUGUCUGCUUGGCCUUGGCUCAUUGUGGCUUUGAAGACCUGCCAAUCCAGCCAGAGAAAAUAGACUUGGAGUACUUUGAGGAAGCUGCGAACUUUCUCCUGAAACAUCCUAAGGUCCUUGGUCCAGGCAUCGGGUUAGUCUCUGUGUGCAGAGGGGCAGAGAUUGGACUCUCAAUGGCUAUUUAUCUAAAACAAGUUGUGGCCUCUGUACUUAUUAAUGGGCCCAACUUUCCUAUUAGUGUUCCACAUGUAUAUCAUGAUCUGAUCCUUAAGCCUAGAUCCUCUUCUAUAGAAUUGAUACGCUCCAAUUCCUAUGGAUUGGUAGAUUUUUACCGUGUUUUUGAUGAAAGUAACCACGAGGAGAGUCAUUCUGCUUUUCCAAUUGAAAAGGCUAAGGGCCAUUUCCUGUUUAUUGUGGGAGAAGCUGAUAAGAACAUCAAUGGCAAAGUAUUUGCUAAGAAUGCCAUAGAACAACUGAAGAGACAUGGGAAGAAUAACUGGACCCUGCUGUCCUACCCUGGGGCAGGUCACAUGAUAGAACCUCCCUAUACCCCACUGUGCAUUGCCUCAGCAGUCCGUGGUGUGUGUUCAACCAUUCACUGGGGAGGAGAGGUGGUCCCACAUGCAGCUGCUCAGGAACAUUCUUGGAAGGAGAUCCAGAACUUUCUCAGGAAGCACCUCACUCCAGUAGUGACAGGUCAAAUCUGAGAAGACUAGACUUUCCUAUGAAGCAGGGGUGUUAAUCUCUUUAUUAGGACUUUAUCGCAGUUUUCAUAGAGAAAUUUGAUCUUCUAUUGUCUUUGCCCUACUGUAAGAAGGAAGUAAAAACAAGAAUGGCAAGAGGAUUGAGAAGAGUUAGAACUUAGAACUUGAUUUUUGAAAGAGGAAUGUGGUUUACACUUAACCAAACAUCAUAUGCUGAGUUCUAUAUUCACAGCUAUAAACUUGGAGCUCUUGCAGCCCUAGAAUAUGUGUCAUAUAGCAAUUCCCAAUCAUAUCAAUUCUCAUUCAUAUCAGUUUGCAAUGAAUCUCAGAAUAUCCUGAAUUAUAAAAA
Messenger RNA from Ochotona curzoniae (black-lipped pika), 3065 nucleotides. It is a transcript of the gene BAAT, whose product is annotated as bile acid-CoA:amino acid N-acyltransferase. The transcript is spliced from 5 exons. Gene Ontology annotation, biological process: fatty acid metabolic process; acyl-CoA metabolic process. The coding region runs from base 1454 to 2719 and encodes 421 amino acids. The record is from RefSeq and is a predicted model, not a curated record. Gene Ontology annotation, molecular function: fatty acyl-CoA hydrolase activity. Lineage: Eukaryota; Metazoa; Chordata; Mammalia; Lagomorpha; Ochotonidae. Gene Ontology annotation, cellular component: peroxisome.